Messenger RNA from Chaetomium strumarium, 2275 nucleotides. RefSeq lists its product as uncharacterized. Gene Ontology annotation, molecular function: ubiquitin-protein transferase activity. NCBI's taxonomy places the organism in Eukaryota, Fungi, Ascomycota, Sordariomycetes, Sordariales, Chaetomiaceae. The coding region runs from base 427 to 2211 and encodes 594 amino acids. The transcript is spliced from 2 exons. The record is from RefSeq and is a predicted model, not a curated record. Gene Ontology annotation, cellular component: SUMO-targeted ubiquitin ligase complex.
UGCUGAGUAAAUUUGCGGCUCCGAACAUUUGUCCUAGUAAGCAAUGCAGGGCGAAGUCGGCGAAUCCCGUAAACACCGAACGUCCCAAGCCAACAAACAGCACUCGAGUCGCCUCCCUAACCGAAAAUUUGCUCCUUCAAGAACCCGCAGGCGUACACGACACGUCUGCAUCGACCUUUCUCACCUUUUCCCUCCAGCUCCGCCACGACGUCCACAGCAUUCUAACCCCGCUCCCGCGAAAGUCGCUCGGCCUGGUAGUGCAAAGAGGCACUGCUCUUGUAUCACAUUCCGCCGACGAGGCAGGUUUACGACCGCCUGCUGCCUGCCGGCGGUUCGUCGCGCUUCGACUUCGAUUUCUCCGCCCAGGGCGCCCAGAGGCCAACGGCCGCUGGGAGCAAUCGCCACGAAACGGCGCAGACGAGCUAAAUGGAUUUGCAUAACGCCACCAGCGUUCUGGAAGAUCUGCCUUCCGAUGCUUUCGAUCUCGACGAUUUCGAGCAACCCCGGUCAGUGAGCGAUUAUUCAAGCUGGCCCGCGGAAUCAUCGCCGGAUCCGUGGGAGCAACAGGAGGAAGACGUCGAGUAUUCCGAGGACGAGCUUGACCAAGACUUCGAGGAGCACGACGAGGAAGACGAGGAAUCUAGCGCACACGGAGAGGCCGUGUACAACGACGAGGAGGAGGACAUCGACAUUGAUUACGAGCCGUUUGCAGCUGAGGGGGAGGACGGCGACGAAAUACGCUCUCUAGAAGACCACUUUUGGGGCGAGGAAGGCUUAUUCGACCAGGGCGCUGAAAACGGCAGUCAACGUUCCUCCAGCCUCUCGCCAAUUCCCGGCUUCGCAGCUUUUCUCGCAGAACUACAAGCUCACCAAAACGCCGACCGACUUUCUGAAGCGCCGUCCGAAUCGCUUUUCGUGGACGACGGUCCGGAUCUUCUCCCGCCCAUCGACUCGAUUAUUUCCAGUGUUAGGCGCACAAUGUCAGAGAUACAGCAAGGCCGUAGGAACCAGCUGUUGCGGUCUCUUGAGCAGAGUCGGUCGUCUGCAAACUCGCUGGGAAGACUUGGAGCACUGGGACGGUCGCGGGAAGGCAACCGACAGGAUCACCGGCAUCAUCCAUACAACAUGCCUCGGGAAGCAGCUAGAGAGCACUACAGGAUGGAUGACCAGGAAAACAACCGAAACAAUCGCCAGGCGCACGAUGAAUUGGUCGCAAUGGUAGUGCGCCCGGUUCGCUCGAGGAUCUCCCGACGUCGAAGCCAGGCACAGCCAGAGGUUAUCGAUCUGACAGCCGAGCCCGAUUCACCUGUGUUAACGCGGGCUCCUGAUCCUCCCCAAGGGCGCGUUCCAAAUGCGUCGAGCGCGUCACAAAGCUCUGCAAGAAACCCGCGUCGGCAGUUGUCCCUCAGCCAGCGCACGCCUUCUCUUUCCCGCAGUGAUGCAAGCCUUAUCGGGAACAAUCCAAAUUUCAUUGACCUGACGGGCGAUGAUCCGCCACCCCCGCCACCUCUUCCCCAGCAACUUCCACGACGCGAUUGGAAUCAUCCCGAUCAUCGCGCCCACCCUCAGCGUCGCCAGCAUAUCGCUUCAUCCCGCUCCCCGGCUAUCGACCUAGUCAACGACAGCGACAACGACGAUCUUCGUCGCAGUUUCGUUGGCUUUGUGCGUAGGGCCCAAAAUUUCAACAUUUUCCAGCGGUUCAUUCCCCACGGGCUCGAUGUCCUCCAGAUUGGUGGCCACGGUCUCAAUAUGGACAACCCGCUUGCAGACAACAUUCCCAAUCUUAACUACCGUGCAAAUGGCAACAACGUAGGCCUCGGCGCGUCGAAGCCAGAUCAUGUGCCUCCCUCGCCAGCACGCGAAGGCUUCACUCGCAACACUGGACCUGAUACUGUGGUGGUCUGCCCCGGCUGUGGCGGGGAAUUGAAGUAUGACCCCGACUCGGGCGCUGAGGAUGCGUUGUCCCCGCGCCCGAAUAAGAAGGCGAGGACGAAGAAGGAUCAGGAAGAGCACUACUUCUGGGCACUCAAGGAUUGCGGACAUGUGUACUGCAAAGAAUGCUACGAGAGCCGCGGCCUCAAAGCUGGCCGAAAGGGCCACGAAGCGCACUUUCGUCGUGACGCCGAGAACAAUCGCAAGGUCUUCUGUGCGGUUGAGGGCUGUUCCACCGAGGCUAACAACAAGCUGAACUGGGUCGGCCUUUUCCUGUGAGCCGGGUUUCACGCUGACCGCCGUUCUAUAUCAUGAUAUCCUCUCUUCUCUCCAUCAGCACAUG